This is a messenger RNA of Ctenopharyngodon idella (grass carp), 1809 nucleotides long. Its product is annotated as gastrula zinc finger protein XlCGF57.1-like. Gene Ontology annotation, molecular function: RNA polymerase II cis-regulatory region sequence-specific DNA binding; DNA-binding transcription activator activity, RNA polymerase II-specific. Lineage: Eukaryota; Metazoa; Chordata; Actinopteri; Cypriniformes; Xenocyprididae. The record is from RefSeq and is a predicted model, not a curated record. Bases 125 to 1555 code for a protein of 476 amino acids. The transcript has 3 exons. Gene Ontology annotation, cellular component: nucleus. Gene Ontology annotation, biological process: regulation of transcription by RNA polymerase II.
AUUUUGGUGCGGUGGUGUGACGUCAUAAGGCGGCGCCACGCUGCUGCUAUUUGUUGUGAUUCGGCUAAAAAAAAAGAAAAACUCCCGGUAAAGCGACUGAGAUCCAUGUGACGCUAUUAUAAAGAUGGCGUUUAUUAAAGAGGAGAGUGAAGACAUGAAGAUAAAAGAAGUAUUCAGAGUGACUCAAGAAGAUACUGAGGAACAAACAAAGAUUGUGUUUAUUAAAGAGGAGAGUGAAGAAAUGAAGAUUGAAGAAACAUUCAGUGUGAAACAAGAAGAUACUGAGGAACAAACAGACCUGAUGGUGCUGAAAGAGGAGAGUGAAGAACUGAAUGGAAUGGAAGAGAAGCAUCAGGAUUUAAUAACUGAAGAAAAAUCUUUUAGUUGCUCACAGACUAAAAAGACUUCCACACAAAAAAGAGUUCAGAAACCAGCAUCUACACGUUUCACCUGCCAAGAGUGUGGAAAGAGUUUCACUCAGCAUGCAAACCUUAAAAUACACAUGAGAGUUCACACCGGGGAGAAGCCUUUUACCUGCCAAGAGUGUGGAAAGAGUUUUACUCAGCAUGCAAACCUUGAAAUGCACAUGAGAGUUCACACAGGGGAGAAGCCUUUUACCUGCCAAGAGUGUGGAAAGAGUUUUACUCAGCAUGCAAACCUUGAAAUGCACAUGAGAGUUCACACAGGGGAGAAGCCUUUUACCUGCCAACAGUGUGGAAAAAGUUUCGCUGGAAAAGGAAACCUAAAAAAACACAUGAGAAUUCACACUGGAGGGAGCCCUUUCACCUGUCAACAGUGUGGGAAAAGUUUUACUCUAAGUCAAAGCCUUAAAGUUCACAUGAGAAUUCACACUGGAGAAAAUUGUUUCACCUGCCAACAGUGUGGAAAAAGUUAUAUUCAAGAUCAUAGCCUUCAAGUUCACAUGAGAGUUCACACUGGAGAAAAGCCUUUCACCUGCCAACAGUGUGGAAAAAGUUUCAAUCAAAAAAACAGCCUUAAAAGCCACAUGAGAGUUCACACUGAGGAGAAGCCUUUUACCUGCCAACAGUGUGGAAAAAGUUUCACUGGAAAAGGAAACCUUAAAGUCCACAUGAGAAUUCACACUGGAGAGAGCCCUUUCACCUGCCAACAGUGUGGGAAAAGUUAUACUCAAAGUCAAAACCUUAAAGUCCACAUGCGAGUUCACACUGAAGAGAAGCCUUACACAUGCCCUCACUGUGGAAAGAGUUUUUCACAUAAAUCAACAAUUAUAGCCCACGUUAGAAUUCACACUGGAGAAAAGCCGUACUCAUGUGAUCGGUGUGGAAAGAGUUUCAGACGUCAAGUAAACCUUAUUUGCCAUAUGAGGGUUCACUCAAGACGGAACAAUUUUGUAUGUCAUCAGUGCGGAAUGAGUUUCACGGACGGGAAUCAUCUUGCAAAUCAUGUAACAACUCACACUGGAGAGAAGCUUUUAACGAAUCAUCGGUUUGAUAAGAGUUUCACAAAUCACACAGACCUGAAACGUCAUUUGAAAACUCAUUCUAGAAAGAAAUUGCGACGUUCCUCAGUGUGACGAGAUUUAGAAAAGAUUUCAAAAAUCACCUGCAGAUUCGCUCUAAAAGAGGGCCAUUUAAUUUUUUUGCCAUCACACUUACAGAUACAUCUAAAAAGCCAUUCAGAUGUGAGACCCUAUUUCUGUAUUUUGUGUGGAGUUUUAAAGUUUAGUUUGUCCGAUACAUCAGAAUCAUUAUAUUGUAUAAAUAAACAACCAUCUUGUUGUUAAAUUUUCUUUAUUAAUAAAAGGAUAUAAACUGAAUGGAAUCUGGA